AUCAAACAAUAACGGAAACGAAUUUUCAUUUCUUUAAAAUUUACAUUAGAAAAAAAAACGAAGCAGAGUAAACGUGCUUGAGAAAUAUGGCUAAUUUUGUUUUUCCCGAAGAAAUUUCUUAUUUUAUCGAGAGUAUACGACCAUUUCAAUUGGUCGAUAUAGGUAGCGCAAAAUGGUUGGACCUACAUGAGAUGAUUAUAAAAUUGAGUCAACAAGCAAUACUCGAAGCAAGCGAACAUCGUGAGGAAGAAGUGAAAGAGUUUCUUAUUUCACGUGACAAGUUGAAGAUACUCAUACAUGAAGCCUACAGUGUUUUCUUGUGGAAGACACGUGUGUUACCAUACUUGAUUGAGAUUGAUCCCAAUCCGCAAGCGACUUUCCUCAUCUACACCGUACUUUUCCAUGAAGGCGCUGUAAUUUCACUCUUGGACACAGCGCUCUUUCAUGUGAGCGCAUGUGAAGCGUUGCAGGAUGCAGCUAUUGAUUUGGUUGACUAUUGUGCACUGGCUGUGGCACAAGUAAUCGGUUUGGUCAGCAUGGGCUAUCAUGAAAACCAAUCGAGGCUUGAUGUUGAUGAGGCUGUUUUGUCGGAAUUGGAGCGGCAAAAGCGCGAUUUGAUUUAUAAGAUUGGCAUGCGUUGCAUAUCAAUCUUGUGCUAUCUGGCAGAACAUGCAGAUGCAAUACCGUUAAGCGCUUCACGUCGCAUGUUGGUAACACACGAUGUACCUUGGCUAAUGGCAGACCUGCUGCUCUUCCGUCCAUGGCAAAGACGUACCGACAAAGGCAUACAGCGUUUUAUCGAUGAAAAAUGGUUAACAGUCGAGGGCGCUGAUAUUACGAAGAUAUCUAAACAUGAAGCACAAACUUGGUUCUGCAUGCGUCAAUUGCUAUUUAACCAAUCUUUAAUGGCGUCAUAUGAGUUAAACGAGGAACGCAGGAAGCAUCUAUCAAAGUGUCAGGGACUACUACAAGAAACUCUAUUAGAUCAAAUUCCACCAUUAGUUGAGUUAAAACAGUAUCUUUGCAAUUUAGGGAUCACUAGUAAUCCAAGUGAGACUCAAAAACGUAAAACUAAUUUAGUGCUUGAAGAAUUACCGGAAAUACGUGAAAAACUCAUUGCUGAGGCAGAACGUAUUGGUGGAUUUCCCGUCGUAGCACAAAAGCAAGAAGAAAUCUUUUUGUGCACUGAUAAAGAUAAAAUUUUUGAAAUUGCUAAACGUUUGAACACUGCUUAUAAUACCGAUUUGUUGGCCGAGAUCGAAGAAAAAACUACAGAAACAGCACAAGCCAGCAAUAAUGUUGAAAAUGAAAGCGUAAACGCGCGAAAAUGUGGAAAGUGCGCCAGUAAUGCAGUGAAAAAAUGCGCCAAUUGUAAAGAUAUUUACUACUGUUCAAAGAAAUGUCAACAGGAGGACUGGCCACAACACAAAAAGAACUGCAUUAAAGUGUAGACACUUCACAACGCGUUAAUCAAGCACCACUUUUACUAAAUCGUAAUUCAUUAUGAAAAUACCGCUAUUUUUUCACUUUGUAGUAUUUUUUAUUUAUAAAAGAACUUUACUGCUCAAAUAAACACGACGUUUUUAGCAUUUCGUGUCAUCUACUGUCACAAAUCACUAAUUUGUUGGUAAGUUAUUUAAAAAUAGUACACACACAGUGCGUUUAGCUAUUUUGGCGCAAGUGUUCUUUCACAACAUCCAAAGCAGGUGUCUCCUCACCGAAAUCCUUAAUAACGACAACAGCGCAGCCACUGACCUUACGUGGUUUGC
Zeugodacus cucurbitae (melon fly) is the source of this 1769-nucleotide messenger RNA. It is a transcript of the gene Zmynd10, whose product is annotated as zinc finger MYND domain-containing protein 10 homolog. The record is from RefSeq and is a predicted model, not a curated record. Bases 87 to 1451 code for a protein of 454 amino acids. Lineage: Eukaryota; Metazoa; Arthropoda; Insecta; Diptera; Tephritidae. The transcript is spliced from 6 exons. Gene Ontology annotation, cellular component: centriolar satellite; cytoplasm. Gene Ontology annotation, biological process: outer dynein arm assembly; motile cilium assembly; inner dynein arm assembly.